Hyposmocoma kahamanoa is the source of this 1836-nucleotide messenger RNA. Its product is annotated as TBC1 domain family member 20. Gene Ontology annotation, cellular component: endoplasmic reticulum membrane. The record is from RefSeq and is a predicted model, not a curated record. Gene Ontology annotation, molecular function: GTPase activator activity. Gene Ontology annotation, biological process: positive regulation of GTPase activity; endoplasmic reticulum to Golgi vesicle-mediated transport. NCBI's taxonomy places the organism in Eukaryota, Metazoa, Arthropoda, Insecta, Lepidoptera, Cosmopterigidae. The transcript has 8 exons. The coding region runs from base 1 to 1278 and encodes 425 amino acids.
AUGGAGUCCAAUAAAUUUAACACGGACGCUGGUGAUAUAUGUAGUGGAAACGGCAACUGUUCGCCACCUCGCAAAAAGCCAGUAUUGGACUUAAAUCACACUCGAAAUAUUGAUGACAUAUCUACGCCUUCAGAUUUAAAAUUUGAUGAAGAGUUCGAUUUCGAAGACCCAGCAAACGUAGAAAAAAGCAAGAAAAUCGAAAAACUUCUUGAAGAUUAUGAGUCGGUGAGUGUGGAAGAAUGGCAGCACUUGGCCAAGAGCAAAGGGGGACUCCUAUCAGAUAAAUACCGAAGAAGAAUCUGGCCACUGCUUGUGGGAGUGACUCGUGCAGAGUUAACCGAACCACCUUCUCUUGAGGAACUCUCUACACAUCCAGAAUACAAUCAGGUGGUACUUGACGUGAACCGGUCACUGAAGCGGUUCCCGCCAGGCAUCCCGUAUGCACGGCGUGUAGCACUACAGGACCAGCUCACCGUGCUCAUUCUGCGAGUCAUCAUGCGCUACCCACACCUUAAAUAUUACCAGGGCUACCACGAUGUGGCCAUCACAUUGCUGCUGGUGUGCGGUGCACGCGCAGCGUUCCCACUGCUGUGCCGGCUGUCGACGGGAGAGGCGCGUGACGGUGAGACAGAAGAGGCGCCGCUGGAGCCCUUCAUGCAGCCUACCAUGCGCGCCACGCAACACAGGCUUAAUUAUCUGCUGCCGGCGCUGCGGCGAGCCAGCCCAGAACUGGCUGACACACUGCAACAAGCGGCUGUGGGCACCAUGUUCGCGCUGCCGUGGUACCUCACCUGGUUCGGUCACUCGCUGCCACGCUACGCGGACGUGGUGCGCCUCUACGACUAUUUUCUAUGCUCGCCUCCGCUCUUUCCCGUCUACGUCACUGUCGCCAUUGUGUUGCACAGGGCUGACGAAGUGCUUGAGUGCGAAUGCGACAUGGCGAUGCUGCACUGCCUCUUGUCUCGGCUGCCGAACUCGCUGCCCUUCGAAGAGCUGCUGACGACGGCGCAGCGACUGUACGAGGCGCAUCCACCGUCGACACUGGAGCGGGACGUGCAACGCCUUGAGCGAGAAGAAGAAGAGCAGCGACUGCGCGACGAGCAACGCAUGCGCAGACGCGCGGCAGCCCGCGCUGGCGCCGGCGACACGCUGGUGACGCGUCUGCGCCGCGGCCUGGCCGUGUGCGGCGCACGACUGCCGCGGCGCUACCUGCUAGCAACCGCUGCCGUACUUCUCGGCGUCUACGCCUACUACCGGCCUGACUUCUUCGUGAGGUAGCGCCACGCCUACCGCUUCGUCAUAUUCAGCCUGUAACGAAGCGAACUACCCUGGAUGUGAUUUUGUGACUGUGCUGUGCUGUGUGCAUAUGUAAAUAUGAUUGUGUAUAGUGUUUAUCAAAUGAGUUGUAAUAUAAUAUGUUCAAUUCACAUUAUGCAACCAUGUAUUGUUUUUGUUUGUAUAUUAUGUUAUAUUUGCAUUAUAGAAUGUGAUAAUUUUCUUGAUAAUGUUAACCCGUUGAGUGGUUUGUGUUAUCCUCGAGGGGCACUCUCGAAAGCUUUAUUCUCGUUUGUGUUAGAAAGAGUUCAACAUGAAAUCCCCAAUAAAAUAAAUCUGGAUUCAGUUACCUAUAUUGGUAAAGUACUUAUAAUUCUCAGUCGAUAGAUUUCUGUAAUGUCAAUUGUUUAUGGUGCACCGCACACUUAAGAUCUGACUCAUAGCCCGUGUGAGGAUAAUAUUCAAGCAUUUAUUAUUAUUUAUAAUUACAUUGGUUAGCAUUCUUGAUGUAGAGAGACUUGGUAGUAUUGUAAGAAAAAUCUGUUAUUGUUGUGCACUCCC